ACAGUACUUUAAAGUGCCUCAAACAAAAUGCAUCUAAGUGUCACUUGUCUGUUCCUGGCCCUUAGCGCCGCCUGUGCCUAUGCCUAUCCAGGCAAUGUAAAUUUGGCUGUCUAUGAGCGUGGAGCACCGCUUCAACCAGUCGACUUGGCAUCCAGUCAGCCACUAGAGCGUGUGCGUCGCCAGCAACCUAAGCUGAAUUUCUCACCUCCCACAAAUCCUCCUCGGCGUCCAGAUCUUUUUAUACAAGGUGGUGGCAGUCCUCGUCAAGGCAUUGACUUGAACGUGCAGACGCGUGUGCCCGUUUGGCAAAGUGGAAAUGGACGACACUCGGUCGAUGCGCUUGGCAAUUAUGGCCAACACUUGGGCGGUCCUUACGGCAAUAGUCGACCACAAUGGGGCGCCGGUGCGCAGUAUAGUUACCAAUUCGGUUAAAUAUCUUUGAAUAAGGUUAUCAAAGAUUAACUAUUUAUUUCAAUAAAAUUUUAAUAUAAAUCAACGAAAUUAAAGCACACCAAGUUAUUCCCCGUAA
Scaptodrosophila lebanonensis is the source of this 529-nucleotide messenger RNA. Its product is annotated as diptericin-A-like. Gene Ontology annotation, cellular component: extracellular region. Gene Ontology annotation, biological process: defense response to bacterium. Lineage: Eukaryota; Metazoa; Arthropoda; Insecta; Diptera; Drosophilidae. The transcript has 2 exons. Bases 28 to 432 code for a protein of 134 amino acids. The record is from RefSeq and is a predicted model, not a curated record.